Styela clava is the source of this 1342-nucleotide messenger RNA. RefSeq names its product protein N-lysine methyltransferase METTL21A-like. Gene Ontology annotation, cellular component: protein-containing complex; cytosol. Lineage: Eukaryota; Metazoa; Chordata; Ascidiacea; Stolidobranchia; Styelidae. The record is from RefSeq and is a predicted model, not a curated record.
UUGGAACAAAACUCGAGUGUCCAGCGAAAAUUUACCCCAGUUCGUUUUCGCCGUCGGGGCGGCGACUUCUUCCUCCAAAGUGCCGGCGUUUCAAAUCAUUCAUUUGCAUGUAAUAACCAGUUAAAUCUGCAUUCAGCGAAGGAUGAUCAACUUCUGCAAUGUAUAUUUAGUUCUAUUAUUAGCAUUUCUAACGGAAUCGAUGAUGGCCGGCGAAAAUGGACAGGCCCUGGAAAAUCAUUCCACAGGAGGCUGUGAAGACAAAAAUUGGGCACUUGUUCCUUAUGAAUUGACACACAUUCAGCUCUUUCCAUCUUUUAAGGAGAAAACUAGGAAAUUCAAUUUCAAAGGUAUUGAGGACGAAAUCACCAUUUAUCAGGACUGGGAUGAGAAAGGUGUUGCAGCUGUUGUCUGGGAAGCAGCCAUUGAACUCUCCAAUUACAUCAUAAAAAGAGAAGAAAUGAAAGGAAAAACUGUUCUGGAACUUGGAGCUGGAACUGGACUAGUUGGAAUAGUUUGCAGUAAACUUGGUGCUAAAGUAACUGUAACCGACUUGAAAGAAGCACUGCCGUUUUUAUCAAAAAAUAUUGAUAAAAACUUUCAAAAUGAUGACAAAAUGGCUCCAAAAGUGCAAGAACUAAAAUGGGGAGAUAAUUUGAAUUUAUAUAAUCCUAAGGAUUAUGACAUCAUUAUUGGUGCUGAUGUCAUUUACAUUGAAGAUACUUUUGGAGAUUUAUUGGAUACUAUUUGUUAUCUAUCAGGGGUUAAAGGUUAUGAAUCUAGUUUGUAUAGCAAUGGAAAUAUAGCGCAAAAUAAAAAACCAACUACUCUUUUAUCUGCUAAAAUGAGAUAUACAAGAGAAGCGAAGUUUAUCAAUAAAUUAAAAAAGUUUUUAAAUGUUGAAAUGGUGUUCAGUAAUUCUGACACAAACAUUGAUAUUUAUAAAGCUUUGCCUUCAUGAUGAUUUAAUAUGUUUGAAUUUUGUCCUUCUUGCUGCUAUUAUAGCCCAUUCUUGGCACCAAUAAAUCAUAUUUAUAUUUUAACUGCUUUCAUGCAACCAUGAUUGAUUGAUAUGACCCAUCCAUCCCUGUGCUGGCAGAUAGACAAGAAGCUAUGGUUCACUAUAACAUUGACAUAUUUUAAUCAAGGCUUAUUCAUUCAAAGUCUUAUUAUUCCUUAAUUUUAUCUAUCCUUCUGAUUCGUUUUUAUUAACAAUUUAAAUGUGUAAUUUUUAAAAUUUAGGUCUACCAAGAAUAAUUUUUUAAUCCAUAUGCAUGAACUCAAAAUCAAUUUGCCACUUGCUUUAUUUUAUUAUUAUUAUUAUUUUACAUUUUCAAUUUAUCAG